Marasmius oreades (fairy-ring Marasmius) is the source of this 673-nucleotide messenger RNA. RefSeq lists its product as uncharacterized. The transcript is spliced from 3 exons. The record is from RefSeq and is a predicted model, not a curated record. Lineage: Eukaryota; Fungi; Basidiomycota; Agaricomycetes; Agaricales; Marasmiaceae. The coding region runs from base 41 to 643 and encodes 200 amino acids.
GUUUGUUCCAACCAUCAGGUCCUUACUGCGUGCACUUAACAUGCAUCCAUAUACGUGCUGGGUUUUCAAUCGCAAUGUCGACGGACUCAAAUCAGACCCUUCACCUUCAAUUUUUGGGGCAUUACCCUGCUCGACCCAGACUAGAGAGUCUGGCGUCCGAGUCGUUGGUAGCCUCGCCACUUAUACGUUCAUCCCCCGGCCUUGCCAUGGGAUAUCAUCCAAUUGUUCGGUCUUUCAUCAGAACCAGGUCCGAUUCUGCGUGAAGACGGAUUUAUCCAUGCCAAAUUACACCUCCGUCACACGGGACGAUGGAAGCAAUAUAGCUUUAGUGGAAUGGGGUCCCGAACCGAGCGUUGAAAUACGAGGGAUUGUAGCGAAACGCCCAGCUUCUAAAUUUCUGAGGCACUCAUCUAACGAGCGCCUGAGAUUCUGGAUAAUGGAAGUUGACGGCGUGGAUUACAUUUGGAUUCCGAAUCAGAAUGACGGCUAUACGCUCUACAAAGCGGGAGAAAACUUGAUGUUUGCAAAGACUACCUCGAAAUGCACAGCUGUGGUCCUACACGUCGUCGAACACUUAGUUCAGUCUCGCCUCCUACCUGCCUGUUUGGUUGCCACAAUUCUCAUGCAUCGAACUACCAGUUGAUCUAGAGUAGCCUUAUCCUUGCAAUGCCAC